This is a messenger RNA of Colossoma macropomum (tambaqui), 864 nucleotides long. RefSeq names its product signal sequence receptor, delta (gene ssr4). The record is from RefSeq and is a predicted model, not a curated record. The transcript has 6 exons. Gene Ontology annotation, cellular component: endoplasmic reticulum; endomembrane system; membrane. The coding region runs from base 107 to 613 and encodes 168 amino acids. NCBI's taxonomy places the organism in Eukaryota, Metazoa, Chordata, Actinopteri, Characiformes, Serrasalmidae.
GCAAAGCAAUGACGUGUCUGUCUGUAUUUCAGUGGUUGGGCGGUGAUGGGUCUUCCUCUUAGAAAGCUGAGUUUGCUUCAGGUUAGCUCGACCAGGUGAAGACAAAAUGAUACGCGUAAUUGGAGCAGUUUUGGCUCUUUGUCUGAGUCUCUGUGCUGCUGAGACCUGCACAGACCCGGUCAUCUCCACCUCAUCAUACACAACAGCUGAUGCGGUCAUCUCCUCUGAGACGGUCUUCAUUGUUGAGCUGAGCCUGGCCUGUGGAAAUGGAGCCCAGAGCGUUGCCCUUUAUGCAGAUGUCAAUGGCAAGCAGUUUCCUGUGACCAGAGGCCAGGAUGUUGGAAAAUAUCAGGUUUCCUGGAGCAUUGCCCACAAACAGGCCAGCUCUGGCACAUAUCAAGUGAAGUUCUUUGAUGAGGAGUCCUACAGCGCCCUGCGCAAGGCACAAAGAAAUAAUGAAGAUGUUGAAGCCAUUAAACCCCUGUUUACUGUUAACGUAGAUCACAGGGGUGCAUGGAGUGGUCCUUGGGUGUCCACUGAGGUCUUGGCUGCUGUCAUUGGCAUUAUUUUGUACUACCUGGCCUACAGCACUAAAAGCUCAAUUCAGGCAUAAGAACCUCAAGUGCUAAAUAGACAGAGAAGCAACAUGUGCUGUACUUCUUUACAGGUUUAUAUUGCCAGUACUUCUAAUUGAACGGAGUACUCACAGUGCAGUGAGCAGUUUGCUCAAGCCUGAUGGCCAGUGUUACGGCUAUUAUUAGAUUUGCUACGGUGCUGAUAAUGUGUGGUCACAUUCUGGUGUUUGAAAUGUCUGCAUAUCAAUGAAAUUCAUUGAAUAAAAUAAACAUUUUUACCUUGACUGAG